CCGGUGCACCAGGUCAGAGCAAAGACUCAUGUAGUUGUAGAUAAAAUAGCAAAUAUCUCUUCGUGUGUGUCUUUAACGUUUAUAUAUUGUCAGAUAGAUAUGUGUCACUGAAUAUCUCUUGCGGACUUUUUUAUUUUUAAUUCGCCCCGAAAGCGGAACUGAGCUUCACGCUCGGAGUUAAUAGAAAAAAUGAAGCUGCAGAAUGUUGAUUCUUGAACUACUCGGAGCUCCAUAUGACUUAUCUGCCUCCCAUGGAAACAAUCCGAUAAGGAGCGCGUGUGAACCUGCCUUCAGCAGGCAUGAAGGAGUUGUUUCAGAAGCUACACAGCCUCUUUUUAAAGGUCGUCCUGUUUCCGAGCUCUUGGGGGAGGAGAGCUGUUCGCCCCGCCGCCUCGGAGGUGUUGACCUGCCACCUGCUGCAGAGGAAUCUGCCCCCCUGGACUUCGUUCUGUGUCCGCUACAGCUCCGUCCACAAUGAUCAGUUUGGACUGUCCAACUUCAACUGGAGGGUCCAGGACUCCAACUACCACAUCCUGAGGACCGGCUGCUUCCCUUUCAUAAAAUACCACUGCACCAAAGCACCUCCACAGAACCUGCACUUUGAGGACAAGUUCUUCACCACGUUGAAAGUUAUCAAUCUGGGCAUCCCCUGUUUGGCCUAUGGUAUUGGCUGCUGGAUGGUAGUGGGAGCUGAAGAAACCGUACAGACAAGUUCUGGACCCGUCACAGUCUAUUUUGCUUACAAAGAAGAAGAGGGUGCACAGUAUUAAGGGAAAUAAUGAAAUAACUAAUUUAAAUAUGAAGUGAAGAGACUUUGGUCCCGCUAUGUGCUGUAUUUCCCACAGAUGUGCUGCCUCUUGUCUUCCAUACUGUUGUGUGAAUGCACAGGUUCAUUUAUAUUUAAUUAUUAAAGAUUUAACGUCGCACAGGAGGAGUCAGUUAUGCAUAUUAUUACUCUGAAACGCGAUACUUGGUGUUUAUUCGGAAAGCUAACUUUCUAUUAAAAUUUAAUGGGAAGGUUAGGAUUCGUACAAAGAAUAGAGUGAUUGUCACAAUGACCUUUGCUAUAGAUUGCUGUAAAUGAGAACUUGGUCAUUCAGUUUACAGUAAAAAUAAAUAAACAAUACAAAAAGAUUGAUUCGAUGAUAAAAGGUGAUUGAAUUUGCAACCAGU
Salarias fasciatus (jewelled blenny) is the source of this 1173-nucleotide messenger RNA. RefSeq names its product chromosome 7 C15orf61 homolog (gene c7h15orf61). The record is from RefSeq and is a predicted model, not a curated record. Lineage: Eukaryota; Metazoa; Chordata; Actinopteri; Blenniiformes; Blenniidae. The transcript is spliced from 2 exons. The coding region runs from base 300 to 770 and encodes 156 amino acids.